CAACGGCAGAACACACUGCGGUCGCUCCGUUCACGCCAUGCGCAUGUGGUUUUCUCUCUCGUACUUUUAAUGGAUCUUCGUGGUUUGGGGAUAAAGAAAUGAGCAGAUAUGGUUCAGUGAUAUCUUAAACAUUCAUGGCGACGGUCUUAAGUCGCCAUAAGUCUGUUAUUGACCGCCGAUACUGAACUCAACUUUUCCGAGAUCCAAACUUGUCAGCAGCGCAUCUUGCGCGCAUGCGCAUCCUUCUAUCCAGCUCUAAAUAAGAGUUAAAACAGAAACGAGGUUGGUAAUGACUGACACUCCACCGAGUGAUGGCCCUUCUCAGGGAACUGAGUUUGACAUGAUGAGUGCUUUGGACUGGAAGGACGGCAUUGCUACUCUCCCUGGCAGCGACAUCAAGUUUCGAAUGACUGAGUUUGGGACAUUGGAAAUAGUGACCGAUUUGGAGACGAAAGUGCAGGAGACCGAGCCUAAGAGUGCACCGCUGUCUCAUAGUCCCACUCCACCUCCAGAGGGACAGACCACAUCAGCCACAGCCCCACCCAUCCCAAAUCUUUCACAGCCAGGAUCAUCCCAAGUGGAAAGCAGCCCUAGUAUGGAGAGUGUGGAGGGCGGCCUGAGUGUUGAGGUGGGAGGAACUGCAGAGACGCGCUCAAACGUGGAGCUGGUGCGGUGUGCAGCAUGCGGAGGAAAUGUCGCCAGAGACGCACUGGUCCAGGCCAAAUACUGCAGCUCCAUCUGCGCCCAGCCCUCCAGCGGCAGAUCAUCUCCAGCAGAAAAUCGGGAAAACCAGGCAACAGGAGGCGAGGGACUUGGAAAGCGGAUUCGCAAGAAAAGAAAGAUCUAUAUGGAUUCUGGUGAUGAAGAAGAAGACAAUCAAGAGGAACCAGAGGAAAAAUUGAAGUCCUCCAAAGGCAAAAGGGGUCCAAAACUGCCUAAACUUGGAUUGGCCCCACCAAAUAAGAAACGUGCGUGGAGCUGGCCUGCUUAUCUGGAAGAGGAAAAAGCGGUCGCUGCACCUGUGAAACUUUUCAAAGAGCACCAGUCCUUUCCCCAAAGCAGGAACAGCUUUAAAGUGGGAAUGAAGCUGGAGGGGCUGGACCCAUGUCACCCAUCUCUCUUCUGUGUGCUCACCGUUGCUGAGAUCCAAGGCUACAGAGUAAGACUUCAUUUUGAUGGAUAUCCCGAAUGCUACGACUUUUGGGCCAAUGCAGACUCGUGGGAUCUAAAACCUGCAGGGUGGUGUGAAAAGAAUGGACACAAGUUAUUGCUGCCUAAAGGUUGUAAAGAGGGAGAGUUUAACUGGAGCAUGUAUGUGAAGAACUGCAGAGGUCAGCUGGCUCCCAAACACCUUUUUAAAAGCCUCAACACGUCUGUGACUCCGUCUGGGUUCAGGACUGGGAUGAAGUUGGAGGCUGUGGACAGAAAGAACCCGCCCUUAGUUUGUGUUGCUACUAUUGCUGCUGUUGUUGAUAAUCGGCUUCUUAUUCAUUUUGACAACUGGGACGACACAUACGAUUACUGGUGCGACGCCACAUGUCCAUACAUUCAUCCAGUGGGAUAUUGUGAAGAGGCUGAGCUGCCCCUCACCACACCAGCGGAAUACAAGCACCCCAAGAGUUUCUCAUGGGAGAAGUACCUGGAGGAGACGGGAACACAGGCCGCUCCUGCACGCGCCUUCAAACCACGGCCUCCUCAUGGAUUUCAGAUCGGCAUGAAGCUCGAGGCAGUGGACAAGAGAAACCCGAUGCUUAUUCGUGUGGCAACGAUCGCCAACACUGAAGAGCAUAGACUCAAGAUUCAUUUUGAUGGUUGGAGCUCAGAGUACGAUUACUGGGUGGAAACAGACUGUCCAGAUAUUCACCCUGUUGGAUGGUGUCAGAAAACUGGACAUCCCCUUGAGUAUCCCAACGCUCCUUGUGAAGUAAUAGCACCCCCUGGACAAGGAUGUCCGACCCCUGGAUGUAACGGAGUGGGUCACAUCAGAGGGCCGCGCUAUGGCACCCACUACACUCAGGUGAGCUGCCCUUACUCUGAGCUGAACCUGAAUAAGGACAGUCUACUGCCGGACCGCCUCAGCGGAGAGCGACCUGUGACCCUGAGCGGCCCUCUGCCCCGAGGACGACGACCCGAUGUCCCGAACACUCAACCCUCAUCUACCUUCGAGACUCUGGAAGGAGCUGACGACUCCCACAACAGGAAACCAGUGAUGGAAGUAGAGCGCGGUGGACGUAUCGGCCAAUCUGAACCAGCAGGGGGAGCCAGUGAGCAGAACCACGCUACAUCCAGACCUAAACGGUCUGCCCCGCCCCCAAAGUACCUUAAGAUGCACUAUGUCAAAGAGGAGAUUGGCGAUGGCAAAGCUUCUCCAGAGGAAAUCUCCUUCCAGCAGGCACUUCAUGAGUCUGUUUUUUCUCCGGGCAUCUCCGCCUCUCCUCCCCAUCGAGUGGCCCUCUGCUGGGACAAACACUGCCAGCUGCUGCCCGAGGUCCUGGGGCUCACGGCCAAGAGAGUGGCCACUUGGAGUGCAGAGGAGGUGUCUGGUUUUGUUAAGGGACUGCCUGGAUGUAAAGAACAUGCUGCUACAUUUAAAACGGAGCAAAUCGACGGUGAGGCCUUUCUGCUGCUCACCCAAACUGAUAUUGUCAAGAUCCUGUCAAUCAAACUGGGUCCCGCCCUCAAGAUCUACAACUCCAUCCUGAUGUUGAAGAACGCAGACGAGGAGUAGAGACCCAACUCUGGUCUCUAGUGACUCAACUCUAGACUUUUAAUACAAGGAGACUUCAGUUUUUUUCUGCCCUCACCAAUGUGUUGAGAGCCACAAGUGGAAGCCAUUUUCCUCCGCCCUCACCCCUUCUCCUUCGUCUCCUCUUCUCCAUGACGGACAGCACGGCUAACCUGAGGGAGCUGACAACAGAAGAACACCUGCAUUGUGUAUGUUUACGUAACCAUACCCUUUUAAUAAUAUUUCUGAACAUUGUACAGUUUAUUAAUUAACGGUUUUCCUCUUUAAAAUGGUGCUUGGGCUCAGAGCAGACGGAUCAAGCAUCGUGUUGUCAUUGUGUCGUUGCUUUGAGAAGGCAACCGUUUUUUUUAAAUGCUGCAGAAUACAAUCGUAAAGAGGUUACAGUAAUGUGACAGUGGCAAAGCAGGGGGGUUAGUUUAUCUGAAUGCUUAAAGCUGCACUAUGUAACUUUUCUGGUGAAGGGUCCACCACCUGUUUAUUGGAUUUUUGCUUUAUCUGGAAUGUUCUACAAUAUGGCAUUAAAAACGUAUUUAUCUCACAUUUAUUCAAUUACAGGUCAUAAAAAACACCCCGAAAACCUGUAACUUGACUUGAUAACGAAGCCUGAUUGAAUCUCUAGAUAAAUUUAAUGCCAUACUGUGGAACAUUCCAGGCACAGCAAUAGAGACAACCUUAAACCAUAAAGUUACGUAGUGGAUCUUUAGAUUUUCUGGUCACGAGUGCUCUAUUGAAGAGUCAUUGGCUCAUUUGAACAGCGUGUGUGUGGUGUCAUCUUGUAUUUUUAUGUAGGUGUGACUAAGUAUGACAGUUCUUCACCAGCCCAUUUCACUGAGGACAUUUAUCUCAAGGGCAGAUUGAAGCAAGACUUUGGUGGAAGAACCCUUUAUUUGUGUUUUACAUUUCUCAAAAGGCACAUGAAUUUGAAUGUAAACAAAAGCUGUGUUUGAUUUUUGUUGGUUUAAAAAUAUUUUGACUCUACACAUGUAAAUAUGUAAUGAUUAGAGACCUCAUGUAACCUCUUUUCAUCAGACUGAAAGCGUUCCUGUGGGAUAUGCAAAUGUUCUGGUGGCAGGACAAGACUCUGAACUUGAAAUUUGCACCUCUGUUCUUGCGAAGAUUUUAGAAAGAAAAAAAAACUAAAUCCAUGUCAUUGUGAAGCAGUGUUUUCAGCGAUUGGAAUGUAACAACUGUAUCUGUUUAUAAGCAAACAGCUUUAUUUAUGUAUUUAAAGGUACGAGGAUCUGGCUUUGAGGAGACUGGCUGAAAGUGUGAAUGGGUGAAAUAAAUGAGGUGGACACUAA
Molecule: messenger RNA, 4047 nt
Organism: Periophthalmus magnuspinnatus
Lineage: Eukaryota; Metazoa; Chordata; Actinopteri; Gobiiformes; Gobiidae
Gene: l3mbtl1b
Product: L3MBTL histone methyl-lysine binding protein 1b
Exons: 22
Coding region: 290-2728 (812 amino acids)
Biological process (GO): regulation of DNA-templated transcription
Cellular component (GO): nucleus
Molecular function (GO): zinc ion binding; protein binding
Source: RefSeq, a predicted model, not a curated record